AUGACAUCGAAAACCAUAUGCAUUGCUCAAGAAGGACCUGCAAAUGCCUUAGCCCUUAAUAAAGAUAAUAGCCAGGUUGUGAUAGCCGGCCGUAACGUUUUUAAGAUAUUUAUUCUGCUGGAGGAUAAGUUUGAGGAAGCCUGUAAUCUUCGGGUUGGAAAAAAUUUAAAUCUUAAUUUUUCCUGCAAUGAUGUUGCCUGGAACCUCAAUGAUGAUCAUAUAUUGGCGACAGCAGCAACAAAUGGUGCAGUGGUUGUUUGGAACCUAAACAAACAAUCUCGAUCAAAACAGGAACAUGUAUUUAUAGAUCAUAAAAGAACUGUCAAUAAAGUGAGCUUUCAUAUGACAGAACCUAUGUGGUUAAUAUCUGGCUCACAAGAUGGUACUAUGAAAUGUUUUGACUUACGAAUAAAGGAAGCCAUAAAAACUUUUUAUAGUAAUACAGAAUCAGUGAGAGAUGUUCAAUUUUGUCCACAACAACCACAUACUUUUGCUGCUGUAUCUGAAAAUGGACAGGUACAACAAUGGGACAUGAGAAAGCCAGAUCGUUUUUUUCAACAUUUUACUGCACAUAGUGGUCCAAUAUUUGCUUGUGAUUGGCACCCUGAAGCUACUUGGCUUGCUACUGCAUCUAGAGAUAAAACUAUUAAGGUUUGGGAUCUGUCAGGUAAACCAAGUUGCGAUUAUGCUAUACAUACUAUUGCAUCAGUGGGGCGCAUUAAAUGGAGGCCUCAGAAAAAAUAUCACAUAGCAAGUUGUGCUCUAGUAGUUGAUUGUAGUAUAAAUGUAUGGGAUAUUCGCAGACCAUAUAUUCCAUUUGCAAGUUUCAAUGAACAUAAAGAUGUUCCUACAGGUGUGGCAUGGAGAGGCAAUCCACAAUCAUUUCUAUCGACAAGCAGAGAUUGCACUUUGUAUCAUCAUAUUUUUGACGAUGCGAUAAGACCAGCCAGCAAAGCAAAUCCACAAAGUGUUGCAUUAGGUUUAAAGAGCGAAAUUAUAUAUGCUUGUAAAGUAAAAUAUGAACCAGCCACUACUGCAAGACAACUGAGUAGUAUAAUGAGGAAACCACUUGUGACAAAUGAUGAUACUUUUUGUAUGGCUUCAAGUGUAAUGCAUAAAUUCACUUUGAACAAUUGUCAACCAAGUUGGUUCAAGAUAGCUGCAGAAGGUUAUCUACUUUCUGGAAAUUUAAAUGAUAUCUGUGAUCACAAUGCACGCGUCGCAAUCAGUUUUGGCAAAACAACUCUUGGUAUAGCAUGGCAAGUUCUGAAAAUUAUGUAUGGGGAUCCUCUCGAAUUGCUUUUAAAAAUGUCGCCAAUGGCACCCAAGGAAGAUAUAGUUAAUACUUCAAACAUAAUAUCAGGAGCAACAAAGAAUUCUGGUAUGGAACAAUCAAACGCAAGCAAACAAUCGAGUCAUGAACACGAUACAAAGUCCCUUCAGGGUGAAAACCCGACUGGUGCUGUCAGUGGCGGCGACGAUGAGACUGAAACAGAAACAGACGCGCCAGAGAAUCCAAAUAUUACAGGGCCGUCGACUAACUUGGCAACUGUUCUGCCAAGAAGACCAUUGCUCAGUGAUGUACCUUCAACAUCGAGAGGUGAUUUUAUUUUUGGGGAAACUGAAUAUGAGCCUGUGUCGUUGGAACAUCCUAGUGAAAGUAGGCAUAUUGUAAUGCGUAUGGAAGAUGAUGAAUGGACCAAAGAAUUGCAGAAAGAGGCUUUCCCUUUACGACAUGAGAUAAAGGAUCGAUCUCCACCACCGGAACAAUUUCCUAACCAUCCCACUGAACUCGGCGAAGAUCCAACUUCCGUUAUAAUUGAGGAUCAACCUCAAUUAGUAGUACCACUUCUACCUAAGCCAUUGUUGUUUGAUUUCACGUCCGUAAUCUUGGAAGCGUUGGAAUAUCACGCGGCAGUAAGAGACGUACAAACAACAGUAUCGAUGCUAAUUGCCUUAGGAGAAAAGAGAAAAAAUUUAAUGCUUCCCAUAGCUUUGCAAGAACAUUGGAUACUGGAAUAUUUGGAUUUGCUUGGCAAAUUUAAACUUUGGCAUAUAGCUACACAGAUAAUACAAUUGGCAUGGAUUCCUUCUAUAUCGCAAUUGAAUCAACAAUCAACCUUGAUACACGUAUCUUGUGCAGCAUGCACAAAACAGUUGCAACGAUCUGCUUGGUUGUGCGAUCAUUGUCAUACAUCCGAACAUGCUCUUUGUUCCAUUUGCAAUCAGGUUGUACGUGGAAUGUAUGUAUGGUGUCAAGGUUGUGCACAUGGAGGCCAUAUAAAUCAUAUGAGGGAGUGGUUUAAUGGUAAUCGACAAUGUCCUGCUGGUUGUGGACAUUUAUGUGAAUAUAAUUAAAAAAAACUUGUA
Molecule: messenger RNA, 2370 nt
Organism: Camponotus floridanus (Florida carpenter ant)
Lineage: Eukaryota; Metazoa; Arthropoda; Insecta; Hymenoptera; Formicidae
Gene: Wdr24
Product: GATOR complex protein WDR24
Exons: 12
Coding region: 1-2358 (785 amino acids)
Biological process (GO): positive regulation of TOR signaling
Molecular function (GO): protein binding
Source: RefSeq, a predicted model, not a curated record